This is a messenger RNA of Drosophila obscura, 1823 nucleotides long. Its product is annotated as mast cell carboxypeptidase A. Gene Ontology annotation, biological process: proteolysis. NCBI's taxonomy places the organism in Eukaryota, Metazoa, Arthropoda, Insecta, Diptera, Drosophilidae. The coding region runs from base 1 to 1794 and encodes 597 amino acids. Gene Ontology annotation, molecular function: metallocarboxypeptidase activity; zinc ion binding. The record is from RefSeq and is a predicted model, not a curated record. The transcript is spliced from 5 exons.
AUGAGCGCGCUUACGCGUACGACACUCGCGCGCACCGACAAUCGACUGCGGCUCCGCCUGCCCUUCUUCGGAGGGGGCGUGGGUCAACUGCUGCACUAUCUGCGACCCCUGGAGGCUGCGGCCACUGAUCCGGCCCGGCCGGGCGGCCGUCGUUCGGAGCUGCGCAGCGAGCUGGAUGCCAAUCAUGUGACCUACCGCGGCUGGCAGCUCUGGAAGCUCAACUUCAAUGUCACCCGUGUCGAGGGCAGCGUGGAAGAGGAGGAGGAGCAGCAGCAAUCUGGUUCCCCGGAUGCGGAGUUCAACGAGGUGGUGGAGAAGUUUGUGCUGACUGCUUUGCUGAUGAUCCCCAACAGCCUUGGCCAGCUGCUGCUCUGGCGCAGUGUCGCCCUGCCGGAGCUCUCGGGCCUGUCCGAACUGCCGCUGGCCCUGUGGUCGCUCAAUGGCAGCGAUCUGUAUGCCACCACCUUCGAGAGUCUGCAGUGGCUGUCGCCGAUGGAUCUGCGACGAUUCGAUUUCGUGUCGCCGAGCUCCUCCUAUCAGAUAAAUCGACGCUACAGGAACAGCUCGACGGUGCAGCGCUACUACGGCCAUCAGCUGUGGAAGCUGCACGAGACGCGACUGAGCCAGCCGCAGCUCAGAGCCUUCUGGCGGCACUUUGGCAGCGAGGUGUGGAACAUCAACCAGGACGGCAUUGACAUUGUCAUCGAGCAGAAGAACGUGGCCGCUGCCCGCCAGUUCAUGCAGCAGGUGAGCUUCAGCUACAACGUGAUGAUCGACGACAUGGAGACGGCCAUUGACGAGACAUACGCAGAGGUGGCAUCGCUUGAGGGUCUCAACGACGAGGGCCAGCAGAAUCAGUCGCGGCCCUGGCUGGAGCGUGAGGGUAUGCUGUUGACCUGGCGGCGGUAUCACGACCACGGCGACAUCCAGCAGUUCCUUCAAACGCAGCUCGACGCCCACUCGGAGCUGGUGGAGAUCGUUCAGAUCGGUGUCACACGCAACAAGCGACCACUGGAGGUAAUCAGGGUAUCGAAUGGCAAGCCACAGAACUGGGCCAUCUUUGUGGAUGCGGGACUGCAGGCCCGCGACUGGCUCAGUCCCGCUGCCCUCACCUAUGCCAUAUCGAAGCUGACGCACCUAUGGACGGAGGGCAAGCUGGAGAAGAUGAUGCGCCGCAUCGACUGGUACUUCCUGCCGCUGGCCAAUCCCGAUGGCUACCAGUACUCCCGCCAGACGGAUCGCCUGUGGACAAAGAAUCGCGGCUAUGACAGCGACAGCGGCUGCUAUGGCGUCAAUUUGGAUCGCAACUUCGAGUACGGCUGGGGUGCGGCGGGAUCCACGGGUAAUCCCUGCAAGAAUCUGUACAAAGGCGCCGCGCGCUUCUCCGAGCCCGAGACGCGGGCUUUGCGCAAUUUUCUGCUGGGAAUGCGCGACUAUCUGGGCGGCUAUGUCUCCCUGGGUGGCUAUGGCCAGACCGUUACCUAUCCGUGGGGCGAUGCCGACUACGUGACGGAGAAUCAGCGACAGCUGAGGGAGACGGCCCGCCAGGCGGUGCUCAAUUUGCGGCGCCUCAACCAGGCCGAGUACUCUGCGGGCACCAGCUACCGCCAGAAGCUGGCACGUCCGGGCAACUCCGCCGACUGGGUGCAGGAUCGCAUCGAGCCGCAGUUCGUGUACAAUGUGUUCCUCAAGGAUCAGGGUCGCUACGGCUACCUUAUGCCGCCCCACUACAUUGUGGAGUCCGGCGAGGAGGUCUACGACUUUCUGCGCACCAUCGCCCAGCAGCUGCAGUGAGCAGCAAAGUCUCUGCGCCCCACAAAGUC